Messenger RNA from Xyrichtys novacula (pearly razorfish), 6493 nucleotides. The record is from the annotation of a GenBank genome assembly. Lineage: Eukaryota; Metazoa; Chordata; Actinopteri; Labriformes; Labridae.
AAGUGGGCGGGGUCAGCGCCUUCGCUUAGCUACUCGUGAAAGUUUGCGGAAGUUAAAGCAGCUGAAGUUGAAGAAGUCAGCUGCCUAAAGGCUGAAAUUAGAAAGAGACGUCAUCUCAACCUUGAUAGAUGGACCUCAGUUCAGAGAAAAUACAGCGGAUCCUCUCCAAGGUAAGAUUUUGUCAGAAAUAGGAAUAUUAACGUUUAGAAAAUAGUUCAAUGUUUUGAGCUUUUAUAACUGGUUAAGGUUUGAAUGCCGGCUAACCUGACUAAAGAGCUGCUGCUGUCAUCCUCAACCAACUGGCUCAACCUGCUCAGGCACUUUAUAUAUCCUGGAGAAAUGUAGAUACCACAGAAAUACGGUAGCUAUAAGAAUUAAAAUUCAUACAAUCAUAGAAAUCAACUUUUUCUCCUCAAAACAUUCAGGUGUGUUUAGUAUCUGUAAAUGAAAAAAAGUCACUGUCAUGGGCUGUCUCCCUUCUGUGUGCUUAGAAAAGCUAUAUUCAAAGCACUUAUCUCAUGAUAUUAGUCCAACUCAUAGAAAUAAUGGUAGACCCUUUAUAAAAUGUACUUAACCACAAGUAGAAGUACUGGUUAAUCUGAAGCAUCUGACCUGUGUGUGCCGGACAGCUCACUGUAAUACAAUGACUGAGGUUGUAUAAUUUUCAAGAAGUAUUAUAUUUAUGCUUUCUCUGCAAUCAGUUUAAUGAGUCUGAUUUCCCUCCUUUUGUUUUUAGUACAAAUUCCAUGAUGUUGCUAUUGAGGAGCUCCAGAAAAUCCAUCGGAUCUACCCCGGGAUGAAACCAACAACAGGCACAUACAGUGAGGUUUUUAUUGUGGAUCAUAAUGCUUUUAUUUACCUUUUGAAGACACAUAGGGGAGAGUGGGGUAAGUUGAGCCACCCCCCUGUUGCUUGGAAAUGGUAAAAGAAACUGAUCAUGUGACCAAAUAUUUAGGAGAUGGGCAUCGAUUCAUGGAGUCUGUGAAGGUUAGAAGCACAUGGCUAAAGGGGUUAGACAUUUAUUUACAAAAACACAUUUUUCACUCUUGAAAGUGAAUUUAGUCUGUCAUAAGUUUAACUAGAAUUUUUUUCAGACCAAAAAUUUUAAAUUUGUUUUAUACCUCAAUUGUGGUAUCUAUGAGCUACAACAUGAGGUCACAAACAUAAAAGUCCACCAUUUUAGUUUAGAGGACUAAUAAAGUCAUCAUAGUAGUUCAGGGGUAAGAUGAACCAGUGGUUCAUCUGAGAAAGUAAAGGAGUCUGAUGAGAGGAUCAGAGUUUCAGUUCAGAUUGUUGAAAUGUGUUACUUUUUCUUUUCAAAAAUACAGCUGUGAAUGUUCUGAAUCACUUAAAAGGCAUUCUCAUGUUCAAAUGACUUUUUAAAAAACAGAUUUUUAGCAGUUAUGUGAAAUAAUAAUAAUGUAGCUCACCUCAGCCCCAACGCAUAAAAGGAAUAAUUGUACCAGUUGAAUAGUGUAUAAUAGAUAAAAAUACACAUGAAUGUGAAGAAGUGACUGUUAUUUAGGGAGAGAGAAAGGGAGGAAGAGCUGGGGUGGAGAGUGGGGGGGUAAUAGCUCAACUUACCCCAUACACGGGGUAAGUUGACCAUAGGAGACCACUUUUUUGCAUGCUAUAUUAUCGAGACAGUUCUGUUUACACUCAUUCUGUUGGUUUGCAGGGAUGAACAACAUCCUGAAAUAUAUGCAGAUACACUAAUUAGAGACAAAACUAUGAUUACCUUGAUGUAGUGAUCCCAAAUAUGAAAAAUUGCUCAUCUUAUACUACAUCAAUCUCGUCUAAAGAAUUGAUCAGAAGUGGCUUCUCCGUUUUUUUGAUUUCAGCUUUUAGCGACAGUACCCAAAAGGAUUUGAUUCGACUGAUUGGUAACCUCCCUGUUAAGUAUGAAGGUAAGGUUGACCUCUUACGCUGACAAAAGGGUAACAAUCAUGUCAACAUGAGAUCAUUAUAUUCUGGCACUUACAGAAUCUCUAUCUUCAGGUCGUACUUACAACUUCCCUGUCCUGCUGUGGCUGCUGGAUUCAUUCCCCUUCACUCCUCCCAUUUGCUUCCUAAGACCCACCGCUAACAUGGUCAUCAGAGAGGGCAAACAUGUGGACGCUCGAGGACGGAUCUUCUUGCCUGGGCUGAGCAACUGGGAUCAUGUAUGAUCUUAUACUUUCCACUCGAAAUAUGAAUUGCAUUAAAGGUGCUCUGGCGUAUCCUGAUCUCUUUUUUUUUUUAUCUGGUUCUGAAACAGCCUAAAUCAUCCGUGGCAGGCCUUCUAACUGAAAUGAUUGCAAAGUUUGAAGAGGAUCCUCCACUGUCCGCAAAACCCACAGGAGAGGAUAAAGACCCUCAUGAGCUCCUGGCUUUUGUCUCUAAUUUCAAGAACAAUGAUGGUGCUUUGCUUCAUAAGCAGCUUCGUAUUUUAUGAUCAUCUAUUACAGAAAAAAACUCAUGUCACUUACAGCUUAACUUAUCUCCAUUCCAGGUGUUGGCAGAAAUCAAAAUCAGGCGAACUACAAAGUUUCUGUUAUCGGUGGAGGAGACUUGGGAAUGGCAUCAGUGAUGAGCAUUUUAUCAAAGGUUUGUGAAACACCUGGAAAGUCUUCAUAUCCAAAUUGAAUAAUUUAACAGCUCACAUAAAAAUGUCAAACAUAUUUAAAACUGUUUUUUCCUCUUCUUUAACUCUAGUGUCAAGUGAAUAAACUGGUUUUCAUUGACGUUGCUGAGAGCUCCACUAAGGGUGGCAGCACAGAUCUGGAGAUUUUCAGUCUGCCUAACGUGGAGGUAUCAAGAGGUAUGUCCCUCUCAGAGCGGGCUAACAUGAUGCACAAGUGCCUGUUUUUACAGAGGCCAGAUUAAAAGAUAUCAAAGACUUCAUCAUUAGCUAGCAGUUCCUGAAUUUUACCUGUUAGAGAACAACAGAGAACAGUUCACCCAUGUGAUGGAGUAAAAGAAAAUGGGCUCAAAGACAAGAAACAACAGCUCCAAGUUUAAGUCUAUAUUGCUCUCUUUCUCAGAUUAUUCAGCAUCUGCAGGCUCCAGGGUUGUCGUGGUGACUGCAAAUGCAUGGAGCAGCGAGCAGUCGUAUGUAAGCGUGGUUCAGACUAAUGUGGACUUGUACAGAGGAAUCAUCUCAAACGUAGCUCGCCUCAGCCCCAACGCAGUGAUGAUCAUCGCCUCACAGCCAGGUUAGUAUUGGAGAAAACUCUACUCAACUCUUCACAGAAAUGCUUGACUAAGAUCUUUAUUUAAGGCUAUCCACAAGAGUGUGUUAAGGCAGAAUUCACACUGAAACCAGAUGUGUCUCUAGAUUUUCUGAUGGAAGUAAAAACUCAAAGUUUAGUGUUAAUAUGUUUGGCCUCAUCAUGCAAAAUUACAGUUCUUGAGUUCAUAUUUCCCAAAAUGUAAUUAGUUAACAAGGUUGUUUGUAGAGAAUAUGCAAAAAAGAAAGAAAAAUAUACAAUAAUAUGAUUAAGUCUUUCCAUUAAUUAAAUAUUUUGUUUAAAGCGCCUUUGAGGAGUUUUUUUUUAUGUUUAUGAAAUAGGCUGAAACUUAUACUGACGUCUUUGAGACAUAUUAUGUGAAACAACAGACAAUUGAAUUUCCUUUUUUGAAUUUGAAUUUGAAUUUCUCUUUGGGGAUUAAUAGAGUUCUUAUUCUUAUUCUUAUUUUUAUGAUAUCCAAAAGCAAAUGAGAUCAUCAGGAUUUUGAUAUUGUAAUUUUUAAGGCCUGAAAUGAGUGAGGAGGUAGGGGGCAGCCCAACAGGUGAAGAACCAGCCCUGACUUUACAAUUUCUACGUAAAUAUUUACACUUAUAUGAAAAAUUUGAUUGUCAAAAGUCCACAGGAUGAGACUUUUUGUCAAAAGUUCUUCACAAAAGCUUUAAAUACCCCCAAAUGUGAGCAACUUUGUUUGUCAUUUUGUGUCAGGGUUAUUAAGUUUUGAUUAAAAUGUGUGAUAAAACAAAUGUAUUCACAUAGAGACUCUGUACUAUAUAAAAAGAAACAGAAUCUGCAAGUAUUAACCGGUAGAAAGCAAGAGAUUUUCUCAAACAGCUUGAGAUUUAAGACAAUCUGGUGCUUUUAACUCAAACUUUGAACAGUUUGAAAGUCUCUUCAUCUGUUUGUUUGUAGAGCAGCUGCUUCUUUAAGUUUGGUGAAGUAAAUGAUAAAAUUCCACCACGAAAAUCUCUGGGUUUAUCUCCAGAAGUAUUGUCAUUCUCCUUUUCUUCUGUUCCUGCUCUAGUGGAUAUUAUGACCCACGUGGCCUGGAGGCAGAGCGGCCUGCCUCCGACACAUGUGAUUGGAGCAGGUUGUAACCUGGACUCAAUGCGACUCAGCCACACUCUGGAUAUUAACCUGAACACUCACAAACCAGCCUGGGUCAUAGGAGAGCUAUCAGACAACAAAGGUGAGCCAGACUGGAUCAAUGAAAUAUUUACAGGAAGCUUUGUGCUGCAUAAACAAUCCCUGUGAGCGUACUCCACAGACUGCUCUCUCAUUCACAACAGCUGCUUACUUCCCGUUUUUUCUUUGCCUUUGUUGUAAUUUUUUGAUCUUUGUUUAAUUUGCAUUUCUGAGUCAGUCAUCCUGCUCUGCCUGCUGUUGUCAAACAUUCUUUCCAUCCUGUGCACUUGAUGAGGCUGUUUGUAAAUGACGCAUGAGUGAGCUUGCCAGUGUUUUUGUCCUUUAGUUCCUGUGAUGAGUAACUCCGGGUUGAGCGCUGGUGCACAGCCAGAGAUUGCAGUAGGAUCCAACUCAGUCAAGCCGUUAUUGGACAGGUAUAAUUAAGUUUGAGGGACUUCUUAUUUUACCCUCAGAACGUUGAAAGCUUUGAAUCACUUUCCACUUAUGUGUGUGUAGUGUUAAGAAGAACCUAUUUCACUGAUGGACUUUUAUCUUUGCUUGUAGAGCUUUUGAGAUGACAAAGAGCAAAGGCCAGCGUUCAUGGUCUGUGGGUCUGUCCAUUGCUGAUAUCACCAACAGUGUCUUAAAGGACAAAAAGAAGGCUCACUCUGUCUCCACUCUGGCUCAGGUAAAACCACCAAAUCGCUGUAAAAACACUAGCAUCACUCCUAACACCAACCCACUUUUUUACCUCUGCCAAGGAGGUUAUGUUUUUGGUAGCAUUGGUUUAUUUGUUUGUUUGUCUGUUAGCAACUUUAAGGAGAAAGUUACAGAUGGAUUGACCUGAAAUUUUCACCAGAGGUGCGUCUCAGCCCCACAAGGAUCCCAUUAAAUUUUGGUGGUGAUCCGGACAAAAUUCUGGAUACUGUGAUCCAGAACACACAAAAAUAAGGGUGUCGUUGGAAUUUUCAAUGCUGAAAGAUAACCAAUGGGCGGCACAGUGGUGUAGAUAGGCGGCACAGUGGUGUAGUGGUUAGCACUGUCACCUCACAACCAGAAGGUCCUGGGUUUGAAUCCGGGCCAGGGCAUUUCUUGUUUAAGGGGGGACAUGAGCUGCUUGGCGGAGGUCUGCGCUCUCUGAGUGCUUUUCUAGUUUUAUAUGUUGUCAUGUUUUUUCGCAGAAAUUUCCCUGCAGAGUGAAGUUGUGACUGUUUUUUUGUUGUUGUUUUUUUAACUUUAGGGCUGGGGCGGAAUAGGCUCAGAGGUCUUCCUCAGUCUGCCAUGCAUCAUGGGAGCAAGCGGCUCCACACGCUUGGCUGGCGUGUCUCUGGGACCGGAAGAAGACUCCAAACUGAGGGACAGUGUCUCUUCCCUUUCCAACCUCAUGAGUCAGCUCAAGAUAUGAAGGAUGGGAAUGUUCUCCCAGUUUGAAGCUUAACGUUCUCUGCAGAUAUGUGGAGUUGAAUGUACUUUUAGUCAGCUACCUACAUCAGAAGAUUUGUUGCUCUUGACAAUAUGUUUAAUUUAAUCCUAGCAUUUUUUUCUCAGUUGUUUUGGAAAAACUAACAUGGGGUAUGAAAAAUAUAGAGUACGAUGCUGGUUGCAUUUUCGUUUUCUGUAUUUUUGCAGGACUGAAAAGGCAACCAUCCUGUCUUGUGCAGAUUUUGAACUUACAUUUAUGCAGUUUCAUUUUUGAAGCUCUAACAUUCUUAAAAAAAAAAAUCCAAAGGUUUUUAAAAUCUACAUGAAGCUUUAUUUUUGUCAGCAACUUCUCAUGUUGAAUUAGGCUCUCACCAAAGAUGCACAAUAUAUUUUAUUUUUAUACUGACCCUAUCUUUACGUAGUUCCCUUGUAGAUAAUCUGGGUGUUUGUAGAUAAAGUAUGAUUCCUGUUUAUGAUAUACAGUACAGGCGACUGUUUUUGAAGCACUGAUGAAGUACAGCUUGUAUAUUGCCUUACUGCUGUUUCUGUAUUUAAUGAAAAUAUUAAGCAUUUUAAUUGCCUUUACAUUUAAAUCAUCUUUGUUUACUUUGAGUCGAAUAUUUUGCACUGCUUUAUUCUCAGUCUGUACAGUAACACUACACGGUUUAUGGGUGUGCAAUAAACUUCUAAAACCAAAUGUGUCUCUAUAGAAAAAAAAA